Gastrolobium bilobum is the source of this 510-nucleotide messenger RNA. RefSeq lists its product as uncharacterized. The record is from RefSeq and is a predicted model, not a curated record. The transcript is spliced from 2 exons. Gene Ontology annotation, molecular function: phenylpyruvate tautomerase activity. NCBI's taxonomy places the organism in Eukaryota, Viridiplantae, Streptophyta, Magnoliopsida, Fabales, Fabaceae. The coding region runs from base 58 to 396 and encodes 112 amino acids.
ACUUGAGUUCCAAAUUUUGAACAAAGUAUCACAUAAGCACAUAAAACGAGGAAGAAGAUGCCUUGCCUUUACAUCACCACCAACAUUAACUUAGAUGGAGUUAACACUGAUCCCCUCUUUUCUGAAGCCACUACUGCUGUCUCCACAAUAAUCGGCAAACCUGAAAAGUUUGUGAUGGUCAUAUUGAAGUCUCCAGUGCCAAUAUCAUUUGAGGGUAACAAAGAACCAGCUGCAUAUGCAGAGAUAGUUUCAAUGGGUGGCAUAAAUAAAGAAGUGAAGAGGAAGCUAAUUGCUACUAUUGGUACCAUAUUGCAGUCCAACCUGUCUAUCCCAAGAACACGAUUUUUUCUCAAAGUCUUUGAUGUAACAGCAUUUCCUACCAACUCCAAAUUGUAAUGCUUUCAGUUCAGAUUCUCAUAAGCCACAAGAUUUUGCUUGAAUAAUCUAUUUGGAUUUUUAACGUGUGUAUUGCUAUUAAUAUUCUCAUAUAUAUGUUACAUUUCUACUUGA